UUUGUAUACCCUUUUUUCAACUAAUUUUGUAUUUUUAACCUUUUUACAGAAAGUGCAUUGUCAUCCAAGUCAAUUUAUUAAAAAGGCGGAGAAAUAUCAACGUGUUGGGGAUUAUGUACGUUCAUCCAAGAAUUGCUGGAAGGCCUACGCCCUGGUUGUCAAGCUUCUUUACAAAAAUCUCAAAAUUAAUAUAAAGUCACAUGAUACAUUUCAUGAAUUGAGCUUAUUUGCAAUUGGUUUUAUUGGUUCUGUUCCAGAUGCAGUUAUUCUUGGUUCUAUAACUUCCAUGAUGGAAGAGGCUCGCGAAAACAAAGGAGAAGCGACAUAUUAUGAUAUUGAUGAGUAUAUUGAGGGCGCAGAGAAGUUUGUUGAGCUUUUUGUGAAAAUUGACGAGAAACGUGUUUGGAAUGGACUUGCUCCCUAUCUUCCAACACAACCAGGACCUGAACAUGCAAUAAUUUUUAAUGGAGUCAAAUUUGAGAUGAAAAAGCAUUCUGACGUCAUUUUUGGAGAAUGGUUCAAUUUUCUUUAUGAAGCAUCUGACCCGGAAAAUGAAGAAUAA
Meloidogyne enterolobii is the source of this 562-nucleotide messenger RNA. The record is from the annotation of a GenBank genome assembly. NCBI's taxonomy places the organism in Eukaryota, Metazoa, Nematoda, Chromadorea, Rhabditida, Meloidogynidae.